Messenger RNA from Kogia breviceps (pygmy sperm whale), 1434 nucleotides. Its product is annotated as ubiquitin-conjugating enzyme E2 D3. NCBI's taxonomy places the organism in Eukaryota, Metazoa, Chordata, Mammalia, Artiodactyla, Physeteridae. Gene Ontology annotation, cellular component: nucleus. Gene Ontology annotation, biological process: protein polyubiquitination. Gene Ontology annotation, molecular function: ubiquitin conjugating enzyme activity. The record is from RefSeq and is a predicted model, not a curated record.
GCCCUCCCAGUCCAACCUCCGGUCUGUUUAGUAAGAAGGCGCCUGUGUCUGGCAGAGCCGGUGUGAGACCAAGAGACAAUCCUUCCUAGCCGCCGGGAUAAUCAAGAGUUUUGGCCGGAACUUUGAACACACACCAAGAUAGUGAGGAGCCAGACGAAAAGCACAGACUAUGGCGCUGAAACGGAUUAAUAAGGAACUUAGUGAUUUGGCCCGUGACCCUCCAGCACAAUGUUCUGCAGGUCCAGUUGGGGAUGAUAUGUUUCAUUGGCAAGCCACAAUUAUGGGACCUAAUGACAGCCCAUAUCAAGGCGGUGUAUUCUUUUUGACAAUUCAUUUUCCUACAGACUACCCCUUCAAACCACCUAAGGUUGCAUUUACAACAAGAAUUUAUCAUCCAAAUAUUAACAGUAAUGGCAGCAUUUGUCUCGAUAUUCUAAGAUCACAGUGGUCUCCUGCUUUAACUAUUUCUAAAGUUCUUUUAUCCAUUUGUUCACUGCUAUGUGAUCCAAACCCAGAUGACCCCCUAGUGCCAGAGACUGCACGGAUCUAUAAAACAGACAGAGAUAAGUACAACAGAAUAUCUCGGGAAUGGACUCAGAAGUAUGCCACGUGAUGCUACCUUAAAGUCAGAAUAACCUGCAUUAUAGCUGGAAUAAACUUUAAAUUACUGUUCCUUUUUUGAUUUUCUUAUCCGGCUGCUCCCCUAUCAGACCUCAUCUUUUUUAAUUUUAUUUUUUGUUUACCUCCCUCCAUUCAUUCACAUGCUCAUCUGAGAAGACUUAAGUUCUUCCAGCUUUGGACAAUAACUGCUUUUAGAAACUGUAAAGUAGUUACAAGAGAACAGUUGCCCAAGAUUCAGAAUUUUUUUAAAAAAUGGAGCAUGUGUAUUAUGUGGUCAAUGUCUUCACUCUAACUUGGUUAUGAGACUAAAACCAUUCCUCACUGCUCUAACAUGCUGAAGAAUCAUCAGAGGGGGAGGGAGAUGGAUGCUCAGUUGCCACAUCACAGGAAGCAGCAUUAUUCUAGCAGCAUCCAUUCUUGUGUAAGCCUUCCACUGUUAGAGAUUUGAGGUUACAUGAUAUACUUUAUGCUCAUAACUGAUGUGGCUGGAGAAUUGGUAUUGAAUUUAUAGCAUCAGCAGAACAGAAAAUGUGAUGUAUUUUAUGCAUGUCAAUAAAGGAAUGACCUGUUCUUGUUCUACAGAGAAUGGAAAUUGGAAGUCAAACACCCUUUGUAUUCCAAAAUAGGGUCUCAAACAUUUUGUAAUUUUCAUUUAAAUUGUUAGGAGGCUUGGAGCUAUUAGUUAAUCUAUCUUCCAAUACACUGUUUAAUAUAGCACUGAAUAAAUGAUGCAAGUUGUCAAUGGAUGAGUGAUCAACUAAUAGCUCUGCUAGUAAUUGAUUUAUUUUUCUUCAAUAAAGUUGCAUAAACCAA